Molecule: messenger RNA, 1773 nt
Organism: Trichoderma atroviride IMI 206040
Lineage: Eukaryota; Fungi; Ascomycota; Sordariomycetes; Hypocreales; Hypocreaceae
Source: RefSeq, a predicted model, not a curated record
AUGAGUCGACUCCUUACUGUGCAUGCUGUCGUUGGUUUUGCUUUUCUACCCGUUGUGAUUGGUGCCCCUGGGCUAUAUGAAAAAGAAGACUGCCCUGUGGCCGCGACCGAUAUUACCAAUUGUCGUCCAGCGCCAGAUAAUUUCCUCCCCAAUGCGAUAAACACGUCUGUGUCUGAUCACGCCGGCACCGACAUCCUAGAAGGCGCGUUUUCGGCGCUUGCUGUGCUUCAGAAUGAAUACUACCAGAUAGGAAGAAACACAUGGCCAUCAGCAAUAGACUGGACUGCCGCAGUUACAGAAACUGUAGUUAUUGGCAUGCUGUCGACCCUUACGAAGUCGCAAGACUCGUUACUUCUGAGCAGUAACCCGACUAUUCGAGGAGCACAUGAGAAUCUCAUCUCGUCGGUUUACGAUCAAGUUAUUGGCUAUCAUUUUGAGCAGGAUGUAGUGGCCAUCCGAGAUCAGGCUUUUGACGAUAUAUUAUGGGUGGUGCUUGGCUGGAUAGAGGCCGUCAACUUUGCUCGAUUGCACAACAGCCUCCAUUUCCCCGGGACUGAGUCCAAUUUCAAUGCUAGUUUCCCAACUGACGUUCAUGAAGCCCUGGCAUCGCUGCCUUGGCGCGGUCAGUUUUGGAUCCCUUCGUUCCAAAGCCGGGCCAAGAGUUUUUGGCUACUCGGCGCACAGGGAUGGGAUACUGCGCUGUGCCACGGCGGCAUGGUCUGGAAUCCCCGCCUAGAGCCUUACAAGAAUGCCAUUACGAAUGAGCUUUACGUCUCGGCCUCUAUUUCCAUGUACCAGUACCUCAACAACGGAACCGCCGUUGAUAAAGACCCCCUGCAUCUUCAAGCAGCUAUCGAGGGCUACAAAUGGCUUAGGGAUAGUAACAUGACCAACAGCCAAGGCCUGUUUGUUGAUGGCUUCCAUAUUGAUCGACAGAAGCCCGGCAAUGUGGAGUGCGAUGUCCGCGAUGAAAUGGUGUACACUUACAACCAGGGAGUGCUGUUGACGGGCCAAAGGGGGCUGUGGGACGUGACGGGGAGCCCUUCGUAUCUUGCAGACGGGCAUAACCUGAUUCAAGCAGUCAUCAAAGCCACUGGUUGGAGUCUUGAGACGAACCAACCGAUAGACUUGGUAGGAGUGUCGUCAAAACUACCAAAAUGGAGAGGCCUCGGCCGUGGAGGCAUUCUAGAAGAGGAAUGUGAUGCAAGUGGCACCUGCUCCCAGGAUGGGCAGACGUUUAAAGGGAUAUACUUUCACCACUUGAACGCAUUUUGUCGGCCUCUACAGUGGGAUGAUGUAAACGACGGCAAUGCUCUCAACAUGGAUAGCUUCGACCACGUCAAGGCAGCUCAUACAGCAGCCUGCGGGGCGUAUCUUGGCUGGAUCAAGCACAACGCUCUGGCAGCAUUGAGGACUCGAGACAGCAGAGGCCGCUUCGGCAUGUGGUGGGGAUCAGGCGUCUUUGGCAACAUUCAGGUUUCGCCAGAGACAGACGGGAUCAAUCACAAGGCCGUAAACUCCACCGACUAUCGUAACUACGGGACUCCCCAGGACGAGGUCUGGGGUCCAAGGGCAAGAUGGCUUCCAGGCACUGGGAAGGGGAUCCAGGAAAAACAAGCCCCGUUGACGUCAAGCACGGCGGAAACAGUCAUGCAAGGGCCACACGACGGCGAUGCCAAUGAUCGCGGCAGGGGAAGGACGGUGGAAACGCAGGCGGGGGGCGUCGCUCUGCUUCGCGCCUAUUGGGACAUUUCGCAAUUGCAGGCGUCAUGA